AUGCCGUUUCUCAAAGCGUCGAACUAUAAAAUCGGUCGGUCGCGAGUUUUGGAAAAUACGACAAAAAGAAACGGCCUGCGACACACGUAUUUCAAUCUUGCGGGCGACAAAUACAUCGGAGAAUGGAAAGACGACAAGAAAGACGGCAAAGGCCUGAUUAUAACCAGAAACAAUGAACUGUACGAGGGCGAAAUGAAAAACAAUUUCCGACACGGAUUUGGAAUUUUGGCUCACCUAAUACCGGACACGAAGGGAGUGUACGUGCUUCACUAUAGGGGUGAAUGGAGAAACGGUAGAAUGCACGGAGAAGGUUUGAAAAUUUUUCCGGACGGAAGUUUUUACAUGGGAGCGUUCCGUUGCGGAAAGAGACACGGUAGAGGUCAAAUGUUCUACGCAAUCGGGGCCUUUUUCGAUGGUGAAUUUAAAAACGAUGUACGCGAAGGCACGGGAAUCAUGGUGGAACCCAAUGGUAACCGUUUUGAAGGUUCAUGGAAAAAUAACUUCAAGCACGGCGAAGGUCUCUACUACCACCUGGACAGCGGCCAGGUUCAGGAAGGCGUUUGGCAAAAAGACAUGUGCGUUUACAGUACAAUGAGAGAUAUUAUUUAUAGGCAGUGCGCACUGAGACCGACUACUUAUCCCAUACCGGAUGCUGAUUUGAAAAUCAGCGAGCAGAAGUUACAAGCGCUGAGAGAGAGGGCGCUGGCAGGUAUCCGGGAUUCUUGUAACAACAUAGUUCAGGCGAUCCGGGUACCGGAUAUGGCCACUUUACGUAGUAGUAGAAUGGGUACCGGUACUGCGACCAGUAAAAAUGUGUCGACGUCGCGGUCGUCGCCUGUUAUACCCGAUAUACGCAGCAGCAAAUCAGUGAGAAUAAUAUAUAAUCAAAAAUAA
Molecule: messenger RNA, 894 nt
Organism: Ceutorhynchus assimilis (cabbage seed weevil)
Lineage: Eukaryota; Metazoa; Arthropoda; Insecta; Coleoptera; Curculionidae
Source: the annotation of a GenBank genome assembly